This is a messenger RNA of Sphenostylis stenocarpa, 1590 nucleotides long. Lineage: Eukaryota; Viridiplantae; Streptophyta; Magnoliopsida; Fabales; Fabaceae. The record is from the annotation of a GenBank genome assembly.
AUGGAUAAGCUCUUUUUCAACUGUUUCAUUGGAUACUGUCUUCUUUAUUCUCUCUGGGUUGUGCAUGGCAAACAAUUGUCUUGCAAUGAAACCCCCUACCCCGGUGUGUGCAAACAUUACGUUGACACUACCAACACAUUAUCAACCCUUGAUGCUUCAUCCUCUUCCUUCCAUGAUAUGGCCCUUAAGGUCAGCAUGGAGCAAGCCAUGGAGGUUUAUAAACUUGUCUCCAACAUGGACUUGAAUAAUUUCAAGGACAAGCAAUCCAAGUCGGCUUGGGAAGAUUGUUUGGAGCUGUAUGAGGACACACUUUAUCAGCUCAAACGCUCAAUGAACUCAAACAAUCUAAAUGACAGGUUGACUUGGCAAAGUGCAUCCAUUGCCAAUCAUCAAACAUGCCAAAAUGGCUUCACUGAACUCAACCUGCCCUCUCACCUAAACUAUUUCCCCUCCAUGUUAAGCAACUUCUCUAAACUGCUUAGCAAUUCCUUGUCCAUUAGCAAGGCUAUGACAUUGACAUCAUUGUCAUCGACUAAACAAAAUGGUGGUCGAAGGCUGCUUUCAGGUGGCUUCCCCUCUUGGCUUUCACAUUCAGAUAGAAGGCUUCUUCAGGAAACAACAUCGAAAGCUGAUGUUGUGGUGGCACAGGAUGGGAGUGGAAACUAUAAGACCAUCUCUGAGGGUGUGGCUGCAGCUGCCAAGCUCAGUGGAAAAGGGCGUGUUGUGGUGCACGUCAAAGCUGGUGUUUACAAAGAGAGUAUUGAUAUCAAGAGGACUGUGAAGAACUUAAUGAUCAUUGGAGAUGGAAUGGGUGCUACUGUUGUUACUGGUAAUGAUAACGUGCAAGAUGGUUCCACUACUUUUCGUUCUGCUACUUUUGGUAAGUUCGUCGUGAACUCAUCGGUUUCUGGUGAUGGCUUCAUUGCUCGGGAUAUUACCUUCGAGAACACCGCCGGACCGCAAAAGCACCAAGCGGUGGCUCUCCGUUCCGGCGCGGACCACUCGGUGUUCUACAGGUGCAGCUUUAAGGGGUACCAAGAUACCUUAUACGUCUACGCCAACCGCCAAUUCUACCGUGACUGUGACAUAUACGGAACCGUAGACUUCAUUUUUGGGGACGCCGUGUCGGUGCUUCAAAACUGCAACAUCUACGUGAGGAAACCGAUGAGCAACCAGCAGAACACGGUGACGGCACAAGGAAGAACCGACCCUAACGAGAACACAGGCAUCAUCAUUCAUAACUGUCUUAUCACUGCAGCUGGGGACUUAAAAGCAGUGCAGGGCUCUUUCAGAACAUAUCUAGGUCGCCCCUGGCAAAAGUACUCAAGGACUGUGGUCAUGAAGAGUGCCAUCGAUGGCUUGAUUAACCCUGCAGGUUGGUUUCCAUGGAGUGGAAACUUUGCUCUGAGCACUCUGUACUACGGUGAAUAUGCGAACACAGGAGCAGGUGGUAGCACCGGAGGGAGGGUGAAAUGGCCAGGGUUUCGUGUGAUCUCCAGUUCUGAGGCUGUCAAGUUCACCGUUGGAGAUUUCUUGGCCGGGGACUCCUGGAUUCCUGGGACUGGCGUGCCCUUCGAUGCAGGUUUAUGA